AUGGCCGCAUCCGAUGGCGCUUCCUCGAUCAACGUCGCGGUACGCGUCCGACCAUUUACAAUCAGAGAGGCUGCACAGAUCUCCAAGUCCGAUGACGGCCCUCUCUUCCUAGGUGACGGGUCGUUGGCAGGCGUGCCGGCCCCGAAGCUCAACCAGAAGGGAAUCCGGUCCAUUGUCAAGGUGAUUGACGACCGAUGCUUGGUCUUCGAUCCUCCGGAAGAUAACCCCGUCCAAAAGUUCUCCAAGAGCGUCGUGCCCAACGGCAAGCGCGUCAAGGACCAGACCUUCGCCUUUGACCGCAUCUUCGACCAGAAUGCCUCUCAGGGAGAAGUUUAUGAAUCGACCACCCGUUCCCUUCUCGACAAUGUCCUCGAUGGAUACAACGCUACGGUCUUCGCCUACGGUGCAACCGGUUGCGGCAAGACACACACUAUCACUGGCACAGCGCAGCAACCCGGUAUCAUUUUCCUGACGAUGCAGGAGUUGUUUGAGAGAAUUGAGGAAAGAUCUGGAGAGAAAAGUACUGAAGUCUCUCUAUCGUACCUCGAAAUCUACAACGAAACCAUUCGCGAUUUGCUUGUGCCCGGCGGGUCCAAGGGUGGUCUCAUGCUUCGUGAAGAUGUGAAUCAAUCGGUCUCGGUCGCUGGAUUGUCCAGCCACCAUCCCCAGAACGUGCAGCAGGUCAUGGAUAUGAUUAUGCGAGGCAAUGAGUGCCGUACCAUGUCUCCUACUGAAGCGAAUGCCACCUCGUCCCGAUCCCACGCCGUUCUCCAAAUCAAUGUCGCCCAGAAAGACCGCAAUGCAGAUGUCAAUGAGCCACAUACCAUGGCUACUUUCAGUAUUAUCGACCUUGCUGGAAGUGAACGUGCCAGUGCAACCAAGAACCGAGGCGAAAGACUAUUUGAGGGUGCCAACAUCAACAAGUCGCUGUUGGCCUUGGGCAGCUGUAUCAAUGCCCUCUGUGAUCCUCGAAAGCGUAACCACAUCCCAUACCGCAACUCCAAACUCACUCGACUCCUCAAGUUUGCUCUUGGCGGCAACUGUAAGACCGUGAUGAUCGUUUGUGUGAGCCCAUCAAGCCAACACUUUGAUGAGACCCAGAAUACGCUACGAUACGCAAACCGAGCCAAGAACAUCCAGACCAAGGUCACUCGAAACGUCUUCAAUGUUAACCGGCACGUCAAGGAUUUCUUGGUCAAGAUUGAUGAGCAAAUGAAAUUGAUCAAUGAACUCAAAGCACAACAGAAGGAUUCCGAACAGCUAGCGUUCGGAAAGUUCAAGAAGCAGACCGAGAAGAAGGACGCUGUUGUGCGUGAAGCCAUUGCUCGCAUUCGCAGUGCGUACGAGCACACAUUGCCGGAGAGACAGGAGAAGACAAACAACAUGCUCAAGCUGAGACAAAUCAGUCGUCGCAUUGGAAUCUUGUCCUCUUGGAUUGCUGCAUUUGAUAACGUUUGUGCAUCUCGAGAGGGCGAUGAGGGCCUUGCCAACCUCUGGGCGAUUCGGAAAAGCGCGCAGGGGAUUCUUCUCGAGCUCGAAGACAGUCGACACCACUACAAUCAGCGAUUGUCAAAAAACACUUGGGAUAGAGCGAUGAACUCGGCAGUUGAAAACGCAACGAAACAACUGCAGGAAUUCAAUAUCAGUGAUAACAGUGACUUUGCGAACUUGGACCGAGAGGCUGAGCUUCUUCGGUCACACGCGGAGCGUGAAGCCCUGUCCGCAGUGGUUGAUCAAGACAAAGCUGGAGAAGCAGCUGCCGUACAGAUUCUUCUGCAGGCCCAAUUCGAACUUAUUGCCUCGAUUGAGGAUAUCAUGCAACUCAGCGCAUCCGAAGCCAUUCAGAAGGGCCGCGUGAUGCUCACCAAAAUGCUGGAAAGCUGUUCGACCACAGCAUCCAGCCUUGUCAAGCCUGAUGGCAUCUUGCCGGCGCUCCAGGUUCCGCCAAGUCCCGUCAAGCCAGCCAGUCCCCCGAAACCCAAGAAGCGGUUCAGCAUGGUCAGCAUGCCCCCUCCACGAACCUCUCUUGCCCCAUCCGUUCAGCUUGCCCCGGUGGCAGCUCCCUCGCCCACGAAGGGCUCGCCUCGUCGUCGGAAGGUCGCGGCUGGCCGUAAGAGUGUCAGUUUCACGCCCAAGAAGACCCAGGUGAAACCUACGAAACGAUCCGUCCGCUGGAAGGACGAUGAGCAAGAUGGCACCUUGACGGAAUGGCAGAAGACACCCCAGAAGGUCGAAUCUACGGAUGAAGCCAACUGGGAAGAGCCGUCUCUCCCCCGAGGAGCAUCUCCUAUUCCUCGAAACAUCCCUCGAGUAUUGGCGCCAUUUGGCUCGACGUCGCCACUUCCUGCGCCAUCCGAACAGUCCUUGAACAUUCCGAAGAACAACAACCGAUUCAAGGCAGGCUUCUUGUCUAAGCGUACUGGUAGCUCUCCCUUGGCAUCACCUCCCACAGCAAGCCUGUCGCUUUCUUCGGACAAUGAGAACUCGCCCCUUCGAGACAUUGAAGGCAGCAGCUUCCUGAACCGAGCCUCAACGGACCGUCCAUCGCGUAUUGCGGUCCGGAGCCCCAGCGCAAACUUCUCAAGCAGUCCAGUUUAUGAGAACAAGGACAAUUGGAAGUCCGAGAAAGAUGAUGCAAUCAAGAUCAACUCGGCUAUGCGCCGCAUCUCCAGUUCGCACUUUGGCCCCUCGUCUACCAAUUCUCUGCGAGUUCAUCGCCGCCGCAGCCCUACCUCCAACACCUACGGCAGCUCCCCGAGCGACGGUAAUAUGUUCACCGCAUCUCAGGCUCGCCGUAUGGUCAAGAGCGAAAAGGAAAGCGAGGCCAAGCACCGUGUCCUUAGCCCCCACACUCUGCCUGUGAUGAAGAACACUGGACGGCGUACGACUCUGGGAGGUGAUGUUCGAACACGGCAUGCCAGUCUCUCCAGUCGGGACGCGCUCCGCUUGAGUGCGAUUGCCGCACCCCCGGUCGACCGCAACCAGGACUUUAACAGCACCUCUGGUGGGCUGCGGUGA
Molecule: messenger RNA, 3018 nt
Organism: Penicillium argentinense
Lineage: Eukaryota; Fungi; Ascomycota; Eurotiomycetes; Eurotiales; Aspergillaceae
Product: kinesin family protein
Exons: 2
Coding region: 1-3018 (1005 amino acids)
Biological process (GO): microtubule-based movement
Molecular function (GO): microtubule motor activity; ATP binding; microtubule binding
Source: RefSeq, a predicted model, not a curated record